AUGCAGUUCAUGCUGCUCACGUUUGUCCCAUACGACCUCCAGGGGUUUCUCACCAGCGUCGUGGCCAUCUGCAGCUACUUUCGCCUUCGAACGCGGUUCGACCUGGGCCUGAGUCUCAAAGCCAUCAACCCGUCGUCGAUCGAGUUUGACGAACCCCUCGCUAUCCUCGGCCAAGGCGCGUUCGCUGUCGUGGUCAAGGCUACGUGGUUCCCGUCGCGGCAGCUCGAGUACGGCACUGUGCUCGGCUGCUUGUUCCCUAUGACUGCCGCCAAGAGCUCGACCAGCACUGACAACCACCCUCGACGACGACCCAUGUCUCCCCAUGACAACACGAGUGUGCGCGUCGCAGUCAAAACGUUCAAGCUCGAACGCAACGGCGCCAACUCGACGCUGAAUGGGAUCCAGGAAGAAGCGUACUUGGCGUCCAAGCUCAUCCACCCCAACAUCAUGGCCACGUACGGGUGCUACACGGUAGGCUCGACGCUCUACCUUGUGUGCGAAUACCUCGGCGGCGGCACCCUCCAAGACGUGAUCGACACGGCACAGCCAUUGCCGUACGAACAAGUGCUGCUGUACGCGCUGCAAAUUGCCUCUGGCAUGGAGUUUCUCCACGGGUUGGCGGUGCCCGUGAUCCAUCGCGAUCUGAAGCCCCUCAACUGCUGCUUUGACCAAACUCACUCGACGCUCAAGCUCGUGGACUUUGGGUUCUCGAGGCUGUUCCGGGCCGACCCGAAACAAGCCGCCAGCAACACGACGCCGCGCCCGACGACGUGCACUGACAGGGAAAUGGAAUCGCGCCGCACCAACCUACCGCUGUUUAGCAGCGCCACGUCCCGGUUUUCACGCGUUCCAGAGCAACUCGGGGACUCGGGGCACACGUGCCCGUCGUUGCUGCUCACGUCGCGCGUGGGGACGGUGUGUUGGGCGGCGCCCGAAGUGCUCUCAGAGGACGAACAGACGCGGUACAGCCUCAAGGUGGACGUGUACAGCUUCGGCAUCAUAUGUUGGCAGCUGUACACUGGCAAGCAGCCCUUCAGCGACAUCCCUGGCAGCGUCUUGGCCGUGGAGGAGGCGGUGCUGCAAGGCACGCGGCCCCGAAUCCCCGACGACUGCCCCGUGCACUUUGCCAAGCUCAUGCGGCGCGCGUGGCAUGCCAAUCCGGACCGCCGCCCGUCGUUCGUGGACGUCGUGCGCGUGCUCGCGGCCGAGCUCAACCAGUUCCACAUGUUUGGCACUGUGCGCAGCGAACCCAAGAGUCCAUGCGACUGGGACUAA
Messenger RNA from Aphanomyces astaci, 1275 nucleotides. Its product is annotated as TKL protein kinase. Gene Ontology annotation, biological process: protein phosphorylation. The coding region runs from base 1 to 1275 and encodes 424 amino acids. The record is from RefSeq and is a predicted model, not a curated record. Gene Ontology annotation, molecular function: ATP binding; protein kinase activity. The transcript is spliced from 2 exons. NCBI's taxonomy places the organism in Eukaryota, Oomycota, Saprolegniomycetes, Saprolegniales, Verrucalvaceae.